Purpureocillium lilacinum is the source of this 855-nucleotide messenger RNA. The record is from RefSeq and is a predicted model, not a curated record. NCBI's taxonomy places the organism in Eukaryota, Fungi, Ascomycota, Sordariomycetes, Hypocreales, Ophiocordycipitaceae.
AUGGCAUCGACUCGCGCCACCCCGCAUUCCAAGGUCGGGCGUCCUCCGCUCCUCGUGCUGGGCUUGAGUAGAACAGGCGGGACAUCGCUGUCGCGGGCCCUGGCGACUCUGGGCUACGGGAAUCUGUAUGAUCUCGACACAGUCGCCAACGGCAGCCCGGAGCACGCCGCGUUUUGGGUGCGGGCUAUCGAGAGGAAGCUGAGCGGUCAGCCUGGCUUCGACGGUACAGAAGCCGCCGCCUUUUUUGACGGCUACGACGGCGUUCGCAACGUGCCGGCAGCCGCUUUCGCUGCCGAGUUCAUCGAGAGCUAUCCCACGAGCAAAGUGAUUCUACCCACCCGAGACGUCGACUCCUGGCACGCGUCAUGUCUCGGCACCGUAUAUCAGCGCGCCGUUGAUCCCAUCCUCGGAGCCCUCGCGCUGAUCCACUCCGGCUCCCGGACAUACGCGACCCUCUUGCGGGCCUUGCAGCGGGCGCUCUACCGCGGCGACUUCCCGGGCUACGGAAAGACGGCGUUUGCGGAGCACCAGGACUACGUGCGGGGCCGCGUGCCGGCCGAACGCCUCCUCGAGUACCGGGUCCAACAGGGGUGGGGGCCGCUUUGCGAGUUUCUUGGCGAGCCCGUCCCCGCGGGUGACUUUCCGCAGAGCAAUGAUCGGGAUGCCUUUUGGGAGGGCUGUCGGGCCCGGGACAGGCGCGUGUUGCGCGAGCUGGCCGUAAAGGCGCUGCUGGUGUCCGGGACGGCCGUGGUAGUGGCCUGGCUUCUCAGAGGUGUGGUGUUGGGACCCGCGAUUUACAAUCCUAUAGCACGCCUCGCCCAAGCUUUUCCGGGUAGACCCGAGAUGGCGUGCUAG